Molecule: messenger RNA, 1411 nt
Organism: Canis lupus familiaris (dog)
Lineage: Eukaryota; Metazoa; Chordata; Mammalia; Carnivora; Canidae
Product: transmembrane protein 106B-like
Exons: 2
Coding region: 1-1023 (340 amino acids)
Biological process (GO): lysosome organization; dendrite morphogenesis; lysosomal transport
Cellular component (GO): lysosomal membrane
Source: RefSeq, a predicted model, not a curated record
AUGAGAAAAGGUGCUGUCAGAUUAUACCUUUAUGAAGUUAGUACUGAUGAAAUAGCUAAAAUAAGACAGACACAAAUGAGAUUUAGAGAAUUAAAGUGGUACAGAAAAGAUGUCCAUCCACAUCUUGGGCUCCUUUCAGACACGGGAAAGUCUUUUUCUCAGUUGCCUUUGCAUUCAAAUAAAGAAAAUGCUUAUGAUGGAGUCACAUCAACUGAAAGUAUGAGGAAUGGACUGGUUAAUAAUGAAGUCCAUAAUGAAGAUGGGAGAGGUGGAGAUGUCUCUCAGUUUCCGUAUGUGGAAUUUACAGGAAGAGAUAGUGUCACUUGCCCCACUUGUCAAGGAACGGGAAGAAUUCCUAGAGGGCAAGAAAACCAGCUGGUGGCAUUGAUUCCAUAUAGUGAUCAGAGAUUAAGGCCAAGAAGGACAAAGCUGUAUGUGAUGGCUUCUGUGUUUGUUUGUCUGCUCCUUUCUGGAUUGGCUGUAUUUUUCCUUUUCCCUCGCUCUAUUGACGCGAAAUACAUUGGCGUAAAAUCAGCAUACGUCAUAUGUUCAAAAGCGUACAGUAUAAAAAAAAAGCAUAUGGUAUAUUUAAAUAUCACGAACACACUAAAUAUAACAAACAAUAACUACUAUUCUGUUGAAGUUGAAAACAUCACUGCACAAGUUCAAUUAUCAAAAACAGUUAUUGGAAAGGCACGCUUAAACAACAUAACCAAUAUUGGCCCACUGGAUAUGAAACAAAUUGAUUAUACAGUACCUACUAUCAUAGCAGAGGAAAUGAGUUAUAUGUAUGAUUUCUGUACACUGAUAUCCAUCAAAGUGCAUAACAUAGUACUCAUGAUGCAAGUUACUGUGACAACAACAUACUUCGGACACUCUGAACAGAUAUCGCAGGAGAGGUACCAGUAUGUUGACUGUGGAAGGAACACAACUUAUCAGUUGGGGCAAUCUGAGUAUCUAAAUGUACUUCAGCCACAACAUAAAAACCGAAAGAGAUGCCACUGGAGAAGAAAUCCCUAUUGAUAUUUUUCUGAACUCGGAAGGAUGAGGUACUUACUUCCUGAUAGAAGAUCUUCAAUUGAACAAACCUAAACUUUGCACUUCCAUUUUAGGGGUACAGUUAAAAGUGUGUGGACUUGUACAUUAUUGCAACACUCUACUCUGUGUUCAUAUCUAUACCAGGAUCUUUUACUUGAAUCUAAAUUUGAUUUUCUUCCCCCUCCUCCCCUAAUGGGGACAUUGAGACUUCCCAGGUAGGACAACAAAUAAUUAUCUAUAAUUCACAGCUUCAGUGACUACUGGAAACAUAAUUUUGAUGAUGAACAUAAUUGGAGAAACUUUAUUUCUGGAUGUUUUUAUAGAAUAUUACAGAGAACCUGUUAUUCAUGAAAGACUUUUAAAAAAUAACUUU